ACUGACCAUUCUUGGACUCAGGGCUAGGAAGAAAUUGACACCAUAGAUGGCCAAGGAGGCCCUCUCCCCAGCCAGCCCCUUGGCCUGGGCUUUCUCCUCCCCUGCCUCCUUUAUUCUUUCAUCUAAUUCCCUUGAUAUUUGAGGUCACCUAAUAGACACCAAGCAGGCCCGAUGGGGGAACGCAGAUGCACUGGUGGCACAUGGCUAGCCGCAGCCUUCAGGACAGAGUCCAGGACACUGGCCUCCCUAGGAAGCAGCGGUGUCACAGAAAUCAGAGUAUCUAAGGGAGGAGGGGAGUGAGCCUGAGCGGGGAGGGGGCCCUCUUGUGUCCGACAGCGGGAUUCCAUCAGUGCGGUUCUCAGAUGCUGCUUCCCCCUGCCGGUAGGCAGUUGCCCUGCAGCUCAGACCACGUGAUUUCUGAGAAUAGGCCCUUCCUGGAGGAGAACUGAAACUUAGGGUGGGGACUGUAAAAAGGGGCGGAGAGAUCAGGAAGCUGCCUAGAAGGCUGCUGAGCUGAGGUCAGCUGGGUCCUGGGACGUCCAGCAAACCACUCAGGAUGUCGUCGGGCCGGGCCCGCUGCACCCGGAAGCUGCGGAACUGGGUGGUGGAGCAGGUGGAGAGCGGGCAGUUCCCGGGGGUGUGCUGGGACGAUGCAGCCAAGACCAUGUUCCGGAUUCCCUGGAAGCAUGCAGGCAAGCAGGACUUCCGGGAGGACCAGGAUGCCGCUUUCUUCAAGGCAUGGGCGAUAUUUAAGGGGAAGUACAAGGAGGGGGACACGGAGGGCCCUGCUAUCUGGAAGACUCGGCUGCGCUGUGCCCUCAACAAGAGUCCUGAAUUUGAGGAGGUUCCCGAGAAUGGCCAUAGGGAUGGAGCUGAGCCCUACAAGGUGUAUCGACUGCUGCCGUCGGGGACCCUUCCUGCCCAGCCAGGGCCCCAGAAAUCACCAUCAAAGCGGCAUUACAGUUCUGUGUCCUCUGAGAGGGAAGAGGAUGUGGGUGCCACAGAGAACUGCACACUCAGUCCCUCCUUGAUUGAGGACCCCCUCAAAAAUGAGGAUGUGGGGACCAGUGGGGAAGCAAGCCAUUCAGACUCUGGGGGGAGCAGCGGCAGCAGCAACAAUAGCCCUGAGCCUCAGGAAGGUACAGACACAACUCAAGCCCCUUUCCAAGGAGAUCAGGUGUCAUUGGAGCUUCUGCCCCCUCCAAACUCAGACUACUCGCUGCUGCUUACCUUCAUCUACAGCGGGCGCGUGGUGGGCGAGGCCCAGGUGCAGAGCCUGGACUGCCGCCUUGUGGCUGAGCCCUCAGGCUCCCAGUGCGGGAUGGAGCAGGUGGUGUUUCCCAAGCCUGACCCACGAGAGCCCACCCAGCGCCUGCUGAGCCAGAUCGAGAGAGGAGUCCUGGUAGCCAGCAACUCCAGGGGCCUCUUCGUGCAGCGCCUCUGCCCCGUCCCCAUCUCCUGGAACGCGCCCCAGGCGCCACCCGGCCCAGGCCCGCAUCUGCUGCCCAGCAAUGAGUGCGUGGAGCUCUUCAGAACCACCUACUUCUGCAGAGACCUGGUCAGGUACUUCCGGGGCCUUGGCCCCCCACCCAAGUUCCAGGUGACACUGAACUUCUGGGAGGAGAGCCCUGGCCCCAGCCACACCCCAAAGAGUCUUAUCACAGUACAGAUGGAGCAGGCCUUUGCCCGACACUUACUGGAGACCCCCGAGGAGCAGGCAGCCGCCCUCGCCCUGCUGCAGAGCCUGGGAGACCCACCUUCCUCCUCUCCUCUCUGCUCCUCCUAUUUCCUUUGAAAGAAACUCCUUCUCUACACCAUUGACCUGCCUCCCUCCAUGAUAAUUCUUGGUGGUGGUUUGAUGGUUGUGUCCUUGAACUGCUCACGUACAUGGCUGGUAGAGCACUGAAGGAGGAUUUUUAUCCUUUUGUUUUAAGUUUGAGACAUACCCUCUUUCAUUUCUGAGAAACUGAAUUGGGAAAGUCCAAAUGGUGUGAACUCAGGGGACCUUUCCCGCUUCCCCCAAGCCUAAAGCCAAGCACUUUAUAUUUUCUUCUUAGAUGUUCCCUGGGGAUUUAAAAUAAAACUUUAUUAAAAGA
Molecule: messenger RNA, 2096 nt
Organism: Hyaena hyaena (striped hyena)
Lineage: Eukaryota; Metazoa; Chordata; Mammalia; Carnivora; Hyaenidae
Gene: IRF9
Product: interferon regulatory factor 9
Exons: 9
Coding region: 557-1795 (412 amino acids)
Biological process (GO): immune system process; regulation of transcription by RNA polymerase II
Cellular component (GO): nucleus
Molecular function (GO): RNA polymerase II cis-regulatory region sequence-specific DNA binding; protein binding; DNA-binding transcription factor activity, RNA polymerase II-specific
Source: RefSeq, a predicted model, not a curated record